Messenger RNA from Eucalyptus grandis, 1408 nucleotides. Its product is annotated as heavy metal-associated isoprenylated plant protein 9-like. The transcript is spliced from 5 exons. Gene Ontology annotation, molecular function: metal ion binding. Bases 264 to 1202 code for a protein of 312 amino acids. NCBI's taxonomy places the organism in Eukaryota, Viridiplantae, Streptophyta, Magnoliopsida, Myrtales, Myrtaceae. The record is from RefSeq and is a predicted model, not a curated record.
ACUAACUCCUCCCUCCACUUCCUACCUCCUUCAGCCUUUGAGGAGAUGAAGAGAAUCCCAAAAGAAUUAUUAAACUAAGGAGGAUCGAUAUUCUUUGCACAUUCUUGCUAGUGGCAUUCCAUGUGCCUUGGAAUCCAGAUAAGCCUGUCUUUUGCAAAUUGCGUUGUGUCAACCGAAAGUCUAAACUAUAUCUAGGUUACUCUCUCUAGGUAUUUAUACUACUUACUUCAAGCAAGAGGGGGUUCAUCAUUCGGAGAGAAGAUAUGGGUGAAGAGGCCAAACAGGAAGAAGCAAAGGUAGAGGCUAAGCCAGAGGAGAAGGCCUCAGAAAAGGAGGAAGCGAAAGUGGAAGAGAAAAAGGAGGAGAAACAAGAAGAGCCAGAGCCACCUUCUCCCCUCAUUUUGUCAGUGGAAUUACACUGUGCUGGAUGUGCCAAAAAAAUCCAAAGGUCCAUCAUGAAAAUUCGAGGAGUUGAGAGAGUUGAAAUUGAUAUGGGCAAAAACCAAGUGACUGUAAAAGGAGCGGUGGAACCUCAAACAGUGUGCAAUAGAAUCACUAGAAAGACCAAGCGAAGAGUCGACGUGAUUUCUCCGAAACCGGCGGCAGAGGGCGAACCACUUCCCCAAAUUGUCACUUCACAGGUUAAUGGAUUAGUGACUGUGGAGCUAAGUGUCAACAUGCACUGUGAAGGCUGUGCUGAGCAACUCAAGAAGAAGAUACUCAAAAUGAGAGGGGUUCAAACGGCAGUAACAGAGUUUAGAUCGAGAAAGGUCAUGGUGACAGGGACUAUGGACCCCAACAAACUUGUCGACUAUGUCUAUAGACGGACCAAAAGGCAGGCCAAAAUAGUCCCCCCACCGGAGCCGGAAAAGCUAGAGGAGAAAAAGGAGGGAGGCGAACCGCUGGAAGAAGUGAAGCCGGAGGAGAAGAAGGACGAAAACAACGGGGGAGAGAAAAAGGAGGGGGAGAAACCGCAGGAAGAAAAGAAAGAGGGAGAGGGAAAUGACAAGCCUGAAGGGAAACCAGAUAAAGCGCAAGAGGCGAAAAAUGAAGGCGAGGGAGUGGAAAGUGUGUUCCUUUAUGACGAUGAUGUUACGAGGAGGCUGGUGUAUUAUCACCAGCCACUUUACAUUAGCGAGAGUCUCCCGCCACCUCCUCAGCUCUUCAGCGACGAGAACCCGAAUGCGUGCUGCAUCUCUUGACGGCGAUUAUUAUUUCAAAUAAGCUGCAUCAUAUGUUGAGGUUGAGUUGAAAAUAUAUGAUUGUUGAUUUUCUUUAUGGUUGGGUGUGUAGGGAAGAGGAAUAAUCAAGUCCCAAAUAAUGGGUAUGGCACGCAAUCCCUUUUUGUAUUUGUGUGCGCUUGACAGUUGUAAAGAUGGUGUGGAUUAUGAUAUUGUUAUUGGGUACA